AUGAUUGACCAGGUGGUUGUAACUCAGACUGGCUUAGACCUUCCAACUGAAUCUAUUCAUGUACUUCAUGUGGGAAAGAUGAGGAUGAAACUCUGUAAAGGAAAGGCAACAAUUACCAAAGAAUACUAUUCCAGUUCAAUGCAGCUUUGUGGAGUUCGAGGAGGGGGGAAUGCUGCAGCGCAGGCAGUCUUUUGGCAACCGAAGCAAGGUCUUUCUUUUGUAUUAGCUUUUGAGUCAGAGAGAGAACGGAAUGCAGCCAUCAUGCUUGCAAGGAGGUUUGCAUUUGAUUGCAAUGUAUUGAUCACUG
This is a messenger RNA of Sphenostylis stenocarpa, 307 nucleotides long. Lineage: Eukaryota; Viridiplantae; Streptophyta; Magnoliopsida; Fabales; Fabaceae. The record is from the annotation of a GenBank genome assembly.